Benincasa hispida (wax gourd) is the source of this 1220-nucleotide messenger RNA. It is a transcript of the gene NCLPP7, whose product is annotated as nuclear-encoded CLP protease P7. NCBI's taxonomy places the organism in Eukaryota, Viridiplantae, Streptophyta, Magnoliopsida, Cucurbitales, Cucurbitaceae. Gene Ontology annotation, cellular component: endopeptidase Clp complex. Gene Ontology annotation, molecular function: ATP-dependent peptidase activity; serine-type endopeptidase activity; ATPase binding. The record is from RefSeq and is a predicted model, not a curated record. Gene Ontology annotation, biological process: protein quality control for misfolded or incompletely synthesized proteins.
GUAUUCCGGCCCACAAAUUCAUAGGGGAAAAAAACCAAAUUUCACUUGGCUUUCAGAGAAAAAGAGAGAGCGGGAGGGAAAGAGAAGAAACUCUUAAAUCUGGAGGUUGAAGUUGAAGCUGAUAAACCCUCGAUUACAAUCCCAACAAAUCGAACCAGUUCGCCAUGAUUUGGAGGAGUUUAGCUUCCACCUCAAUGCUGCUCGCUGCUAAAUCCACAGCUUCGGCCAACGGAAGAACGGCGACGAGGGAUUUUCGUCGUGCUUACAGCUUGGUUCCGAUGGUCAUUGAACACACAUCGAGAGGAGAAAGAGCCUACGACAUAUUCUCUCGUCUUCUCAAGGAGCGCAUAAUUUGCAUCAAUGGCCCUAUUUCUGACGAUACUGCCCAUGUCGUGGUUGCUCAGCUCCUCUUUCUCGAGUCUGAGAAUCCCUCGAAGCCCAUCAACAUGUACCUCAACUCCCCCGGCGGCGCCGUCACUGCCGGGCUUGCUAUAUAUGAUACUAUGCAGUAUAUAAGGUCGCCCAUCAACACCAUCUGUUUGGGUCAGGCUGCAUCGAUGGCUUCUCUUCUUCUAGCUGCUGGUGCCAAGGGUGAGAGACGAUCACUUCCUAAUGCAACUAUCAUGAUUCACCAGCCUUCCGGUGGAUACAGUGGGCAAGCAAAGGAUAUGACAAUUCACACGAAACAAAUUGUUCGGGUUUGGGAUGCACUAAAUGAGCUGUAUUCCAAGCAUACAUCACAGUCAGUAGAGAUUAUUCAGAAGUAUAUGGACAGGGAUUAUUUUAUGACCCCAGAAGAGGCCAAGGAGUUUGGCAUAAUUGACGAGGUGAUUGAUCAAAGGCCCAUAGCCCUGGUGACCGAUGCAGUUGGUAAUGAAGGCAAAGAUAAAGGUUCGAGCUAAGAUUUGAGACCGUAUCAGACUGGGGAGAAUUUGUACUUCAGUCCAUGUACACAUACUUUUAUGCAAUGAGAUCAGAACUGGCUGAAUUUGAUUAAGGUUUCUUUGUGUUAUGAUAAGCUCAUUUGUGUGUACAUUGUCAAUACUACCAAGAAUAGACUUCUGUCGCGGUGCAAAACUUGGUUAAUUUGGAUUUUGAGCUGGAUUCCAUAAAAAUGUUUUAUGCUUUUCCCAUAUUUGGAGUAUUUUUGUGUUUCUUCAGCAUGGUUUCAAUCCUUUGCUGCUUGUUUCAUUAUUUAAUGCAGUUGUCCUAUGCUCUAA